This is a messenger RNA of Symbiodinium sp. CCMP2592, 639 nucleotides long. NCBI's taxonomy places the organism in Eukaryota, Dinophyceae, Suessiales, Symbiodiniaceae. The record is from the annotation of a GenBank genome assembly.
AUGUUGGAGAAGGAGAAGUUCUGCGACAUCUUCGAUCCUGAAACAAACUGCUGGACCUCGCUCCCUGCUACCGCCUACACGAACCUCGGGGUAGGCCAGGGCAUUUUCGAGCGGGCAGCAUUUUUCGGCGCUGCUGCAGUUGAAGGUCGUGUCGUGGCAUUGGUCGGCGGCGUCACCAUUGCUUACAACCCCAGAGUUCCCGAAGAUGGUUGGAGAGCUGUCGAAGCACCAAACAGCCAUGUCAAGGUGGGUGCCUCCUCAUGUGCGUGCGCCUUCCGUGGGGAACUGAUAGUUGCUUCAGGCCGCCCACGCUGCUUUUCGAAGUGUGUUGCCGGCUUCCGAUUUUCUGCAGAUGCCUCGCAGCCUCUUUGGUGGCAUGGCACAUGGCGUCAGCUGCCGAAGCUGCAGAGCGCACGCGUUGGUGGGGCGCUCGUAGAGGUCUACGACCGCUUGUACAUCACAGGAGGCGUUGACGAGGAAACUGGCGAGUUCUACGACACGGCAGAGCGCCUCGCGGAGGAGUCCUGGGACUGCGUGUCCUGGUUCCAGAUGCCACGUGCGUUGCACGCGCACGAGGCACAUGCCUUGCCGUACCUCCCUGCCACGCAGCUCAGCUACUCGCAACCAAGUGAGGCUUAG